This is a messenger RNA of Racocetra persica, 345 nucleotides long. The record is from the annotation of a GenBank genome assembly. Lineage: Eukaryota; Fungi; Glomeromycota; Glomeromycetes; Diversisporales; Gigasporaceae.
AUGGGUAAUGAUGAUAUAGAUAAUACUAAUUUAGAAUAUGCAGAUAUGAAAGAAGUCUUUACAAAUAAAGCUACUAAAGCCGAAAAUAUUAUGAAUGAUUUUAAAGUUAGUAUAGAUAGUGUUGAUGACAAAAUAAGAAUAGAUAGUAAAGGUGUUGGAAAUAACAAAAGUGUUGAAAACAACGAAAGUGUUGGAAAUAACAAAGAUAUUGGAGAUAACAAAGAUGUUAGAAAUAACAAAGGUAUUAAAAACAACAAAGGUGUUAGAAAUAAUGAAGGUGUUAAAGACAAUGAUAAAACAAGAAUAGAUAAUCAACUUGGUGAUGAAAAUAACUAUAAUUACUAG